CCGUCAGCAGCUUCAGCGGGUGUCCGUGCGCCUUGCAUGUGCACAGAGCGCGACUCUCCAAUAAGGAGCAAAAAUGAGUUAGAAGGCAGCACCCAGCGACGGCUCUCAUAUGCGGGUGGUCAUUUGGCCCCUGCACAUUCACCGAAUUCCAAUACCUACUGGCCUGUUAAAUAAUUAGUCCACUUGGAAGGUUUCACCCUGCGCGCUCUGGAAGCCGAAGUGUCCGCUGCGACUCAUUCCGUUGGAUUGGACCUACAUAAACUACUGCGCCUCGCGUCUCUGCUUGGAAAUACGCCACUUCGAGAAAGAGGAGAAGAGUGCACUCUCGGGAGGUUGGAUGACAUGUUCUGUUUAGCUCAAGUUCGGCUGCUCAUAAUUGUGCGUGUGUGUACAUUUCUGGCGAUCAUCCUCACCUAAAAAAAAGUCCUUUGCCAAUGUCGUCGCGUUUUUGCGAAGAACCGAACCUAACUUCACGGUCCUGUAAGGGGAUUUUGAGGAGACUAGCCAGGGACCACAAAACUUACAGAAAAAGCAAGACUCAUCCAGAGUGCAGGGAGAAUGACGAGUCACCGGGGCCGGGGGAAGCAGCAUGAGUGGCCCGUGCAUCUCCACUAGACUGACGGCCCUCAUGUUUCUAUGGAAGUGGUUAACACUAAGCCUGCUCCAGAGCUGGGUGACACUAGGGGCCGGAGCAGCGGACCAUGCUGGGGCUGGCUUCGGGGGCUCAGGUGGGCAACUGGGCUGGCUCCUGUCAGACAAGGGACCCUUUCACCACUCCCAGGAGUUUGUUGAUUUCACAGAGCGCUACCAUCAAGGAUUCACUACCAAGUACAAAAUAUACAGGGAAUUUGGCCGCUGGAAGGUGAACAGCUUGGCCCUGGAGAGACAAGAGAACAAUGGCUUUUCCUUGCCACUGGACCCCGAGUUCCUCCAGACCAUUAGGCAGCUGGGCAGGAGGCCUUGUAUCAGCUCCAUCACUGACAACAUUAUCAGGAAAUACGGAACCCACUUCCUGCUCUCCGCUACACUGGGAGGGGAAGAGUCGUUAAUGAUCUUUGUGGACAAGCGGAAGUUGAGUCGGACGUCUGAAGUGAGCGAAUCCAAUGGCACAGCUGUGACUUUGGAGGCUCUGCACCAGCUGGCUGCCUCCUACUUCAUUGACCGGGAGAGCACCCUGCACAAGCUGCACCACAUUCAGAUCGCCUCCACUGCCAUCAAGGUGACCGAAACAAGGACGGGCCCUCUUGGAUGCAGUAACUAUGACAACCUUGACUCUGUCAGCUCCGUUUUGGUUCAGAGCCCUGAAAACAAGAUUCAUUUGCAAGGCCUUCAAGCCAUUCUGCCCGAGUACCUGAAGCCAAGGUUUGUGCAGGCAGCUCUCAGCUACAUCGGAUGUAAUGAGGAGGGCCAGUUUGUGUGCCGGGACAAUGACUGUUGGUGCCACUGCGCCGUGGACUACCCGCAGUGUAAUUGCCCGGAGGUGGCUCUGAGAGCUAUGGAAGCCAGUGUGCUGAAAAUCCGAGAUUCCUGGAACAUGGCCAACCAAGAUUUCGAGGAGUCAGAUGAGUUUCAGAACUUCGUCCGAAGGCUUCCCACGUUCUACGCCCUGAACGCAACCGCCAUCCAAUACUUCUGGAAGGCAGAGCCGACCAUCCACCAGCGUUACAAACAGCUAGAGCUCAGCACCAAGCAGCUCCUGAGCAAAGCCCGACGCAUCAUCAGCAAGCUUUUCGCCCUCAGCAAGAGGUGUCAAACUCAGCCCAAAAUCAUUAUGCUGAGGGAGAGGCCCUUCAGCUACUGGCUGAACUACAUCCUCUCCAUCAUGUACUGCAGUGAGAACAACCACAUUGGCUCCUACCUGGAGGAUACCCGGAGUUGCUCCUGUCCCUACGAGCACCCCCCCUGCCAGGGUGUGAUCCCCUGCACGGUGGGCGAAGGCACAUCCUGUGCCUCCUGCUCCUACGAGAACCGCUCCCGCUGCGCCACCUGUAACCAGGGUUACAUGCUGAGUCAGGGCUUGUGCCGCAACGAAGUACCUGACUCCACGGAUCACUACAUCGGCUUCGAGACGGACCUACAGGACCUGGAGCUGCGCUACCUUCUGCAGAGACGUGACAACCGCAUCAGCAUCCACGGGAUCUUUGUCAGCAACGAUGUCAGGCUGAAUAACUGGUUUGACCCAUCAUGGCGGAAGAGGAUGCUGCUGACGCUGAAAAGUAAUAAAUAUAAGUCAAACCAUGUCCACAUGCUCCUGGGGAUGUCUUUACAGAUCUGCCUUACCAAGAACAGCACUCUGGACCCCUUGCUGUCUGUGUAUAUCAAUCCGUUUGGGGGGAGCCAUUCAGAGAGUUGGAUCAUGCCCACUGAACAGGACAACUACCCAGACUGGGAAAGGACUAAAUUAGACCUUCCCUAUGACUGCUACAACUGGACUUUGACUUUGGGCAACAAGUGGAAAACAUUUUUUGAGACAGUCCACUUUUACCUGCGCAGCCGGAUUAGAGGGCCCUCGAGUAGUGGGAAUGGAACUGUAUAUUAUGAACCCUUGGAGUACAUGGAACCGGGGAAAAAUCUUGGCUACAUGAAGAUAAACAGCAUCCAGGUGUAUGGCUAUAGUAUGCAUUUUGACCCAGAUGCGAUCCAGGACUUGAUUUUACAGCUUGACUACCCAUAUACUCAGGGAUCGCAGGACUCGGCCCUGCUGCAGCUGCUUGAGAUCCGGGACAGGGUCAACAGGCUCUCCCCGCCCGGAGCUCAGCCUCUGGACCUUUUCUCCUGUCUGCUGCGCCACCGGCUCAAACUGUCCACCACGGACGUUGCCAGGAUCCAGGCAGCGCUGCAGACUUUCAGUGCCAAGCAGCCCAACUCGUUGGAAUACGAAACUACCAAAUUAUGUAGCUAAUAAGUGGGCAGGAGGCCAGGUGCACAGAUGGCGGAGAAGUUAUCACACAGGCAUGAUGACGGUUAAGAGCAAUUCUGGAGCCGAGGAAGGGACAUUUGGGGGACAUUUUUGUUGUUUUCAUGGAUCUCAAGAGCGCAUUUUAGAUCCUCAUGUCAGCUUUCGUAUAAAUUUGUACAACAUUGUAGAUUUAAGGAGCACCAAAUUUGCCUCAUGCUGUAGCUUUUUUCCGUUCCUCUACGGAUGAAAAUAAUAACUUUGACAGUCGAUAGUAUAAGUUUAAAUCUCUGCCAUCACUGAUAUGUUGCCAGUGUGAUGACGUUUGUAGGUUGCACAAAUUGAAAUCGCUCACGUAAGUAAACAAAAGCUUUUGCUGAAGUAUUACCCAAGCAAUGUAAGCAUCUCACAGAUAUAAACAUCUCAACACCAGCAUGUUUUUUUGUUUGUACUUUUCUCAUCACAUUUACUUCCCCCUCAGUACAAAGAUAAACAUAUAUCCUUGUUUUACUACCAUGGACCUCCCUUAUAACCUGGCACAUGAUGGGCACCUCAUUGUUUUUAGCUUUCCAUUCGACAAUAAACUCAUUUUUUAAAACUGUAAUACACAUUUUUGUAAGAAAAUGACAAACAACAACUCAAUAAACAAACAAAUAGACAAUGUAUUAUUCCAGAUUUGCUGAUAAAAACGACACCAUGAUCACAGUAUAUGUUACAUGUGCUUUUAUUUUUAUAAUGCUGUUGUUUGUGACAAAGUAAAAAAAAAACUAAAAAAAAACAGUGUCUA
Eleginops maclovinus (Patagonian blennie) is the source of this 3683-nucleotide messenger RNA. RefSeq names its product BMP/retinoic acid-inducible neural-specific protein 3-like. Gene Ontology annotation, cellular component: cytoplasm; neuronal cell body; dendrite. NCBI's taxonomy places the organism in Eukaryota, Metazoa, Chordata, Actinopteri, Perciformes, Eleginopidae. The coding region runs from base 590 to 2902 and encodes 770 amino acids. Gene Ontology annotation, biological process: nervous system development; cellular response to retinoic acid; positive regulation of neuron differentiation. The transcript has 8 exons. The record is from RefSeq and is a predicted model, not a curated record.